Nematolebias whitei (Rio pearlfish) is the source of this 1049-nucleotide messenger RNA. RefSeq lists its product as uncharacterized. Gene Ontology annotation, biological process: magnesium ion transport. Bases 42 to 1049 code for a protein of 335 amino acids. Lineage: Eukaryota; Metazoa; Chordata; Actinopteri; Cyprinodontiformes; Rivulidae. Gene Ontology annotation, molecular function: magnesium ion transmembrane transporter activity. Gene Ontology annotation, cellular component: membrane. The transcript is spliced from 6 exons. The record is from RefSeq and is a predicted model, not a curated record.
UGAAGCUGACAGCUACGAAUGGGGUAAACUGGACAACCGAGAUGGAAGUGAACCGUUUGGACUUUUACAUCGGUCUGUCUCUGGCUGUGAGCUCCAGUCUUUUUAUUGGAGCAAGUUUCAUCCUGAAGAAGAAAGGUCUGCUGCGACUGGCCAGCAAGGGCUCGAUGCGAGCAGGUCAAGGGGGCUAUGCUUACCUGAAAGAAUGGUUGUGGUGGGCUGGCCUUAUUUCAAUGGGAGUUGGAGAGGCUGCUAACUUUGCUGCAUAUGCAUUUGCCCCGGCCACGCUGGUUACCCCCCUCGGAGCUCUGAGUGUUCUUGUCAGUGCUGUGCUCUCCUCGUACUUUCUGAACGAGCGGCUGAAUGUUCACGGGAAGGUCGGUUGCCUGCUUUGCAUCUUGGGCUCUACAGUUAUGGUGGUCCACGCGCCGCAGGAAGAAGAGGUCGCUUCGCUCAGUGCCAUGGCUGAGAAGCUGAAGGACCCAGGUUUUAUAGUGUUUGCUGUGUGCGUGGUGGGAAGCAGCCUGGUUCUAAUCUUUGCUGUGGCUCCGAGGUUCGGACAGAAGAACGUCUUGGUCUACAUCCUUAUCUGUUCCGUGAUUGGCUCCCUCUCUGUGUCUUGUGUCAAGGGCCUGGGAAUUGGCAUUAAGGAGCUGUUUGCUGGGACAGCAGUUCUGAAGGAGCCUCUGUUCUGGUCCUUAGUCAUCUGCUUGGCGGUUUGUGUCAGCGUUCAGAUCAGCUACCUGAACAAAGCUCUCGACAUAUUCAACACCUCCAUUGUCACGCCCAUUUACUACGUCUUCUUCACCACGUCCGUCAUGGCCUGCUCAGCCAUCUUGUUCAAGGAGUGGUUAAGUAUGAGCACAGAUGGAAUAGUGGGGACAAUUAGCGGGUUCCUCACCAUCAUUUUAGGGAUUUUUUUCCUCCAUGCCUUCAAAGACAUUGCAUUUAGUUGGGAUUCCCUCCCUUUUUAUCUGAGAAAGGGCCAUCAAGGUUUGCCUUGUGGCCAGCAGCCUUAUGUGGCUCUUCCAAGCCAUGAUUUGGAAGGAUGA